AUGGCAGCAGCGUAUGCAGGCUUACCUCACGGUUGCCAGGUGUCAGGGAAAGGUCGGACUGCAUCAGAGCUCCUGGAAGAAGUGCCAGAGGGUUGCUGUGUAAACGCUUAUGGGAUGCUCCAUCAGGUAACUGCUUGUAACUCCAUCUCUUUCUCUGCAGCCUUGUCCUUAGGGGUCACCAAUGCAUCAACCUCGGAUCCUGGACAGGGCACCGGGGGCCGGGCAUGGCCUGUGCUGGUAGGGGUUGUGCUGGGGGCGGUGGUCCUCUCCGUACUCAUAGCACUCGCUGCCAAGUGCCACCUCUGCCGCAAAUACCGUGCCAGCUACCAGCAUCGCCCGCUGUCCGGAACAGGAGUUGGGAACCGCCCACAGGUGGGUGAAGAUGAGGAUGACGACGGCUUCAUCGAGGACAAUUACAUUCAGCCUGGGGCUGGUGAGAUGGAGACUACAGGAAGCCGGGACCACUUCUCUCUAUAAGUCCCAUCUUUGGACACUUCCCUCCAUGCCUGGCAGUUUAAAGACAGUGACACCUCAAGUCUCAGGGUCAGAAUUCGCUAGUACCUAAUGCUUGACCAGGAACCUGUUUUCUGACAUUGGUCGCCAAAGUGACAAUUCUGUUUCUCAUUAACUCUCCGAGGCUCCCUGCUGUCCCAGGAUACAGCCUGACAGUGCAUGAAUGUGGGAAAAGGCCCCUGUGAGCAGACCUCUUGAUUGCCUUUCUUUGACCCCCACUUCCUACUUUACCCACUUCUUGGGCUGCCUUGACACCCCUCACGAAGGCAGCCCUGACCUACAAGUCCUGGGAUUUCACACAGGUCCCAACAGAAGACCGUGCCAAACUUCUUACCGAAUAUUUUUUUCUUUUCAAUAAAGUAUAUGACUUGGUUAUAAUAUAUCAUGUUUUUCACAGUAAUUAAUAAAUCUAUUUUAAUGUUG
Messenger RNA from Rattus rattus (black rat), 936 nucleotides. RefSeq names its product chromosome 1 C1orf210 homolog (gene C1H1orf210). The coding region runs from base 1 to 477 and encodes 158 amino acids. Lineage: Eukaryota; Metazoa; Chordata; Mammalia; Rodentia; Muridae. The record is from RefSeq and is a predicted model, not a curated record. The transcript is spliced from 2 exons.